AUGUCCACCUCAGAUGACAACGACUACAACACACCGCGUGCUCGAGAUACACCCGUAGAUAUAAGCGGGUCCCUCGGGGAAAAAAGGAAGAAAAGAAAGAACACAAAUGUGGCAUGCGUGAACUGUUCAAGACUGCAUGUCUCGUGUGAAGCCAAACGACCAUGUUUGCGAUGUAUCAGUAAGGGUCUCACAGCCACUUGUGUCGAUGCUCCAAGAAAGAAAAGCAAAUACCUUGCAGGGAUUCCGAAUAAAGAACUUCCAAUGAAUAUACAGCCGGAUCAUCCUCGCAAGAUCAUGAUACCCAUCUAUAAUAAUUCCAACAACAGCUCCAUUGGUAUAAACAACAUAGGAGAGCAACAGAAGUUUACGAGCCCACAGCAUAUCGUUCACAAAGCCAAGUUCAUGUCGAACGCUGCUGACUCCGAGUACUCCAUUCUAUCGAACAUAAUCUAUCAAGAUACGUUGUCCAAUAAGAUCCCCAUCGACAUUUUAUACUCCAACACUAAUUCUGCAUCCAACUCCACCAUGGGAAAUAGCAGCAAUAACAGUCCCACGGGGACAAACACAAGUCCCGAGGAAACUGAAAUGGAGAAGAUCCGCCAGCUCUACAGCGAACAGCGAGCGAACAUGGCCUCGCAUCCGUAUCCGUCUUCCAAUCAAAAUGUUUAUUCAAUAUUGUUGGGGGCCAAUUCAGCCAAGAUCGUGGCCUCGCAUGUUAAUUUGUUUGCAAAUCACUUCCCUUUGGUUCCUGUAGAGCCAUUUGAUGGUUCUUUAAACUUCAAGAGAUUACUACCGAAAAGCCCAUCCGAAAAGGGCUCGCAAAUAAACUGGGAUGCAAGCAUAAACCAGUACUACUUGAACAGCGAAAUAGUGACGUUCCCUGAAUUAGCCCUACCCUUGAAAAAGAAAAAGAACCAUUUAGUCUCUGUAUCAUUGGAAAGCUGUUCGCCGGACGCCACAAAUAUAAAGAGUAAUGUGGAAUGGGAACACUCCUUGAGAUAUUCCACGCCAAUGGAAAUAUACACUUCGAUAAACGCACCAUUCUCACACACUCCCGGGUUCCACCAUCUUUUAGUGUACUUAAAGCAUCGAUUCAACCAGCAGGAUCUGGUGAAGAUGUGUCGGUCCAUCGCCGAGUUCCGACCCAUUUUCAUUGCGUGUUCAGUAACAUUAACUGAAGAGGACAUGAUUUUCAUGGAGCAAUGCUAUCAACGAACGCUAUUAGAAUACGUAAAGUUUAUAGGACAGAUCGGCACGCCGACGUGCAUUUGGCGAAGAAACGGCCAAAUCUCUUACGUCAACGAAGAAUUCGAAAUCUUAAGCGGUUGGACGAGAGAAGAAUUAUUAAACAAGAUGACGUUCAUCGUGGAGAUCAUGGAUGAUGAAAGUGUACGAGAUUACUUCAAGACGCUCUCCAAAGUGGCGUACAGAGACUUUAAAGGUUCUGAGAAAAUGAAAGUCUGUAGACUCCUGAGCCCCAUCAAGGGUAAGGUGAUCCAUUGCUGUUGCAUGUGGACGCUUAAAAGAGAUGUCUCCGGAUUGCCCCUGAUGAUUCUUGGUAAUUUCAUGCCCAUACUCAAUUGA
Molecule: messenger RNA, 1584 nt
Organism: Saccharomyces eubayanus
Lineage: Eukaryota; Fungi; Ascomycota; Saccharomycetes; Saccharomycetales; Saccharomycetaceae
Gene: ERT1
Product: Ert1p
Exons: 1
Coding region: 1-1584 (527 amino acids)
Biological process (GO): cellular response to starvation; regulation of DNA-templated transcription
Cellular component (GO): nucleus
Molecular function (GO): RNA polymerase II transcription regulatory region sequence-specific DNA binding; zinc ion binding; DNA-binding transcription factor activity, RNA polymerase II-specific
Source: RefSeq, a predicted model, not a curated record